Messenger RNA from Mesocestoides corti, 1095 nucleotides. The record is from the annotation of a GenBank genome assembly. NCBI's taxonomy places the organism in Eukaryota, Metazoa, Platyhelminthes, Cestoda, Cyclophyllidea, Mesocestoididae.
AUGUCCCUUCCGCCAGGCAAUGCAUCAGAGAGGAAGUCUCUCCUCCACCGGUACCUUGAGCUACCGGUGGACAGUGGGCAGUUUAUGGCAACGUACGUGUGGAUCGAUGGAUCCGGUGAAAACGUUCGUUGUAAAACCAUGACCCUAUCUGAAGAACCCAAGACAAUCAAGGAUUACCCCAUUUGGAAUUUCGAUGGCAGUAGCACAGGGCAAGCCGAAGGAUCAAAUUCGGACGUGUAUCUGUAUCCAGCGGCAAUGUUUAGAGAUCCUUUUACCCGUGGCAAUAACAAACUGAUACUCUGCGAGACCUACACAUACGACCAGAAACCCCAUUCCAGUAAUAAGCGUCGCGAAUGCGAAGAAGUGAUGAAGAAGGUGGCAGAUGAGCAGCCUUGGUUCGGCAUUGAGCAGGAGUACACGAUUCUUGAUGUUGAUCAGUACCCCCUUCAGUGGCCUAAAAAUGGUUUUCCAGCUCCCCAAGGCCCCUACUACUGUGGUGUAGGGGCUGAUCGAGCAUUUGGGCGCGAUAUUGUUCUCGCGCACUAUCGUGCCUGCUUGUAUGCGGGUAUCAAGAUUGCCGGGUCUAACGCCGAGGUGAUGCCUUCUCAGUGGGAGUUUCAAGUUGGGCCCUGUGAAGGCGUUGACGCGGCCGACCACCUUUGGAUGGCGCGUUACUUGUUACACCGUGUCGCUGAGGACUUCGGAGUUGUGGUGACAUUCGAUCCUAAACCCAUGAAAGGUGACUGGAACGGCGCUGGAGCUCACACAAAUUUCUCGACAUUGUCAAUGCGCACACCAGGAAAGGGUCUAGACGUUAUUACUGCGGCAAUUGACAAGCUAGCCUUGGCCCAUGACGAACACAUCAAGCACUACGACCCACGCAAUGGUGAUGACAACAAACGACGAUUAACGGGUCGUCACGAGACCAGCAGUAUUCAUGACUUUUCUUCGGGUGUCGCUAACAGAGGCGCCAGCAUUCGAAUCCCUCGCCAGGUAGGCGAAAACGGUUUCGGCUACCUGGAGGAUCGGCGACCGUCUGCGAACUGCGAUCCAUAUUCGGUCACGAUGAUGUUGGUGAAGACGACAUGUUUGUAG